This is a messenger RNA of Pan troglodytes (chimpanzee), 1382 nucleotides long. RefSeq names its product mucin-3B. The record is from RefSeq and is a predicted model, not a curated record. Lineage: Eukaryota; Metazoa; Chordata; Mammalia; Primates; Hominidae.
GCAGCCUGAUGGCAAGAGAGACCAUCCCCUCCUGCCUGACACCCCGCUCCUGUGUGGAGCACAUUCAUGGUUGUCACCCCGGUGCUGCCUGGGGACCAGCUCUUCACGCUCAGCAGUUACAGCAGGAGCCAGGCUGCUGGGAAACAGUGGAUGUGUGGCCUGGGGGACCUUGGAGCACUUUUCCUCACUCAGUCCCAGACUCACAGGGAUCCGCACAUGUACCUGCACACACACACAUACACACACACCACACAUCACACACACUCAUUCACACACACAUACUCAUUCACACACACACCACACACACUCAUUCACACACACACCACACAUCACACACAUUCAUUCACAUUCACACUCGUACACACCACACACACGCUCAUUCACUCAUACACACACACCACACAUCACACACAGCACACAUCACACACAUUCACUCACAUUCACACUUGUACACACCACACACAUGCUCAUUCACACGCACACCACAUCACACACUUUCAUUCACUCACACUCACAUACCACACACACCACACACAUCACACAUGCUCGUUCACUCACACCACAUAUCACACACUCGUUCACACUCAGCACACAUCACACAUGCUAAUUCAGUCACAUUCACUCACACUCACCACACACCACACACAUCACACAUGCUCAGUCACAUUCACUCACACACACCACACAUCACACUCACUCACACUCACCACACACCACACACAUCACACAUGCUCAGUCACAUUCACUCUCAUCACCACACAUCACACACAUUCACUCACAUUCACACUCACACACUUGCUUACACACACUGACUCACUCACUCGUACUCAGCUCGCACACACUUGCAGCCAAGAUAGGGCUUAUGUCAUAGGACCAGGGGGACUCCAGGUGGGAGGGGGGUUCCCUGGCUGGGUGUCCUUGAGGGAAAGUUGCACUUCACAGCUGUGGCCUGCAGCCAGAGAGGACAAAGACUGUGGAAGGUCAUUCAGCCUGUCGGGUGGGCCAGGGCUGGAUGGCAGAGCUGUGCCCCCCAUAACCCCGGGCUCCCAGCUCAUUUACCCGCUGUUCUCCCGCCUCUGCUUCCCUUCAGGAUGGCACCGCCAGGCCUGGGACACUGGUGCCCCAGAGCCCAGGCCUGGAGGGGCCCCUUGCAGGUGUGUGCCCAAUGCCAAGGGCGUGACUGUGGCUCUGGGGUGGCCCCGCCUGAGGACCCUACCCCAGAGACUGGUUCCCCAACCUGCACCCAGAACUGCAGUCCCUUGGCGGGCAGGAGUCCCUCCCACCCCUGCCGUGGCCUGAGCGGUUCCCCAGCCAUGUCCUGGGCGGUGAGGAGAUGAACCAGACAGCCCUCUGCAGAAGGCCUGCCCUGAACGCCCCAGCUG